Messenger RNA from Theobroma cacao (cacao), 1091 nucleotides. RefSeq names its product scarecrow-like transcription factor 11 (SCL11). Gene Ontology annotation, biological process: maturation of 5.8S rRNA. Lineage: Eukaryota; Viridiplantae; Streptophyta; Magnoliopsida; Malvales; Malvaceae. The record is from RefSeq and is a predicted model, not a curated record.
GCAAUUGGCAGCCCUAAAUCAAACUCUUUUAGGAAAACAAAACAAAAUCGUCCUCCCCUAAACCCUCGUUUUCCCUUGUUCUGUUUCCCUCUCACAACACUGCAACGACAGAAAAAAGAGAAAUUUAACAAAAAUUAAUAAUUUAAUUAUUUUUACUUCAUAGCUUCAAAGCUCUUUAUUUAAUCUUGGAGGAAAAUUCGGCGGCUAAAAUGGCGAAGCGAGAGCUCUCCAGUACUUUGAGGGGCUUGAAGUUCAUGCAAAGGGCAGCUCAGAGAGAGGAGAAAGUUAAGAAAGAAGAAGAGGUUAAUCCUGAAGGGAGUAAUACUAUUACUAGAAAAUGUGUGGUUAUUAUGGAAGGGGAUCCCCAUCCAGGAGCAAUUGUAGGACGGAUGUCAUUUCAAAGUUUCAAUCCUUCUAUUGAUAAACUGAAUGAAGAUGCAUCAAAUGUGUGUCAGCCGGAUGCCUCUGGUGGAAGAACUUUGUCUAGUGAAAACAGAUCUGAAUCUGAAGGAGCUGACUGCUCGAAGGUCAGCACAUAUAAAUACGAAGGUAAUGGAGACCUUAAAAGAAAACAGUCUGACGUAGUUUCUGAACCUGAGUAUCCAAAUAAAUCACCAAAAAAUGGUCAUGGAGUUCAAUCGUCACCAAGCAGCAGUAAAGCCUCCUCCCAAAAGCAGUCAAAGCGUGAGAAGCUGGACUGGAAACUUCUCAGGCCACCAAAGUCUAAGAGGUGAUUAUAAUUAGGAAAAUUAUGUUCUGUGAGUCCAUUAAUACUUACGUCCAGGUUCCUAUAAUUAAAUAUGUAAACCUUGUUGUCAUAUUCUUGAAGCUCAGCUUUCUUAACUUCUCAAAUUGUUUAAGUUAAUUUACUUUCUUUCUCUCCCCCCGUUCACUACUGCAUGUUAAGCAUGAGACUCUUGUGAAGCAGUUUAAGUUGAUUUACUCAAGAAGAAGCCAAGAAUUUGAUUUACAAUGCUCAAACAGCUUGAAUGAGCUUGGAGCUGUUUGUCUGCUUGUGCUGAAUUUGCUCUCGAGAAUACCUGUGUGCUAAGAAACACCAAACAAUAAGUAAAUUAUUUGUGGUGCCAGUA